GCGGGAAGAGGACGCGGUCCCGGCGGAUCCGCCGCUGGUCCCCGCUCCUGGGGACAGCCCUGGGGACGGCGCACGGCUCCGCAGAGACAGCAGCUGUAGGUGUUGGUUAUGGCUGCAGUGUAUCAAGCACUGCACAGGAGAGUUUCCUCCCUGGUCUGCAGGCUGCACUCCACCUAUGUGAGAAAAAUGAGGUAUUUAAAUCAGUUGAAGGAAGAUGACAGCCUUUGUAGACAAGCUCAGACCUCAGGAACAUUCUACCUCUUUCACAAUCUCUCCCCCUUCCUGCAGAAAGUUGGGAAGAAAUAUUUGGUACCACAGCUCAGUGCAGCAGAGAUGAGAAGAGUUCUGGAGAAGUUCCCAGAGGCCGAGCAGUGGAUGGAGAAGUCGGUGCUGAUCGGUUGUUCGGACGAGCACAGACCGCGCUUUGCGCUGGAUUUAGGAGCCUUGGAUAAAUCAGUCAUUGAGUCAGAACUGCAGGGAUCAUUUACUGACCUACGAAAGGCUCUCUUUGUGGUGGACAGGGAGGAUUCUCCUUUGCUGGCUUCGGCCCAGUCCCUCCUGAGGUGGCACGAUUCCCACCAGUACUGCAGCAGAACUGGGCAGCCCACUCACAAGAACCCAGCUGGCAGCAAACGUGUCUGCCACGCCAGUGGAGUCACCUACUACCCACAGAUGUCCCCAGUGGUGAUCACCCUGGUGUCAGAUGGGAGCCGCUGCCUCCUCGCCCGACAGCCCUCCUUUCCCCCAGGGAUGUUCACAGCUCUGUCAGGCUUCUGUGACAUGGGUGAGAACGUGGAGGAGGCAGUGCGGCGAGAAGUGGCCGAAGAGGUGGGGCUGGAGGUGGAGUCGCUGAGCUACUCGGCUUCCCAGCACUGGCCCUUCCCCAGCAGCUCCCUGAUGAUAGCCUGCCACGCCCUGGUGGCAGCCCAGAGGGCUGAGAUCAGUAUGGACACCUUGGAACUGGAGGAAGCCCGUUGGUUUGGCCUGGAGGAAAUUGUGGAGGGUCUGAAGAGACAGCCCAGCUCUUCAAAGCAAGGUGAUGGUAGUUUUUUACCCUGGUUCCCUCCCAAACAGGCCAUUGCUCACCAGCUGAUCCAGGAGUGGCUGCAGCAGCAGACUGCCCAGACUGCUUAGGCAGGGCUUCACUGACUCUGUGAUCCCACCAGAACUGUGAAAGCUCAGCAGAAAAGCUUCCAGAGCCCCUGGAGGCCAGGGCUCUGUUAGUGAGGACAGCACCACUGGGACACACCGACCUACAAAGGUCCCUGAACUGAUCUGACAGUCCCAUGUGCAGUGGAUCACCUCUGACAUCCCGUGAUUUGAAGCAAAUGUACAAUAAAAUCCUUGGUUCCAAAACAUCAGACUGACUGUGAGCAGCUGUCACUGACCCCAUGGCACCAAUGUCCCAUUUUCCUCCAUUUCUCCUGUCUUGGAUGGACAUGGAAUGCACCCUUUUUCCCAGAACAAAAAUAAAAGGACAG
This is a messenger RNA of Ficedula albicollis (Collared flycatcher), 1481 nucleotides long. It is a transcript of the gene NUDT13, whose product is annotated as nudix hydrolase 13. The coding region runs from base 109 to 1134 and encodes 341 amino acids. The transcript is spliced from 9 exons. Gene Ontology annotation, molecular function: hydrolase activity; metal ion binding. Lineage: Eukaryota; Metazoa; Chordata; Aves; Passeriformes; Muscicapidae. The record is from RefSeq and is a predicted model, not a curated record.